Messenger RNA from Pararge aegeria (speckled wood butterfly), 682 nucleotides. RefSeq lists its product as uncharacterized. The transcript is spliced from 4 exons. The coding region runs from base 108 to 512 and encodes 134 amino acids. The record is from RefSeq and is a predicted model, not a curated record. NCBI's taxonomy places the organism in Eukaryota, Metazoa, Arthropoda, Insecta, Lepidoptera, Nymphalidae.
CAUAGAUGUAGUUGUUUUUAAUAGCCUUUCGGUUUAACUCUUUAAUUCUGAACACUAAAUGAGACUUAGUUUUUGUUUUAGAAGUCUCAAAAAGCAUAGAUAUCAAAAUGAAACAGCUUGUGCCCAUAUUGUUAAUGACGGUGACUAUACGGGUCAUCGACUCUCAAAAACAAGACGAAACAAAAAAUAUCGAAUUUAAGUGGCCAAUAAACGAGGGUGAACAAAGUCCGUUGAAAAAUCAAGAAAUCAAUAAAAUUAUUAAUGAUAUCAGCGAUGAUAAUCUCAAUGAUGAAGUGGUAUAUAAAAGUACCUUUCAAGAGAGACUUAAGAUGCUACCCGUAAAAGUGGUUUUACAAUUAAUGAAAGCCAAAAACGGAUUAUCAAAUGGUAUGGCUAAAACUAUGCAAGGAAAUCGCAGAAUGAUGGAAGGUUUACUAGACUCAUCUGGAACACUGUUUGAUAUACUAAAAGACGGCUUUGGGAAUAUGCGUACAUUGGUUUUUGGCAAUUAAGAAGUUUAAACGUUUUUAUAACUGCUUAAUCAUAAAUGAAUUAAAUAUAGUAAUAACUAUUUGCUUUAUAUUUCGCUAAUUUGCGACGAGGAUGACAUAACCAAAAAAAUACGAUGUUUUAAGGUAAUUAUAUAAUAAAGCUAUAAUAAAGCCAUUUCUUGAAAAUGUAA